This is a messenger RNA of Ilex paraguariensis (yerba mate), 786 nucleotides long. The record is from the annotation of a GenBank genome assembly. NCBI's taxonomy places the organism in Eukaryota, Viridiplantae, Streptophyta, Magnoliopsida, Aquifoliales, Aquifoliaceae.
AUGGAGGAAUUGCCGGCUGUAACAGGGUCGACUGUGUCUUCAUCUUCGUUAUCAAUAUUAGCGAAUUAUCCUCUCAUUUCUGCUUUCUUAGCUUUCGCUAUCGCCCAAUGCAUCAAGGUCUUCACCACCUGGUACAAGGAGAAACGAUGGGAUCUGAAGCGACUUGUUGGAUCUGGUGGGAUGCCAUCAUCCCAUUCUGCAACUGUCACUGCUCUUGCAUUGGCCAUUGGUUUGCAAGAGGGCUUUGGAGGAUCACUGUUUGCAGCUGCACUUAUCUUAGCAUGUGUUGUGAUGUAUGAUGCAACUGGUGUGAGGUUACACGCUGGACGCCAGGCAGAGGUUUUGAAUCAAAUUGUAUACGAACUUCCCGCUGAACAUCCUCUGGCUGAGAUCAGACCACUACGUGAACUUCUUGGCCACACCCCUCCUCAGGUUGUUGCAGGUGGGUUGCUCGGAAUUACCACGGCAAUAAUUGUACAUUUAGUCGCGGGCUUUCGUAUUAAAGCUUGAUCCUCCGGCAGAUUACAUUUCACAGCAUCUGUGAUCAUUGAUAGGAUCCCUCUGUGGUUGAGGAAUGCAACUGGCAGACCUGUCUUUUAACAUUGAAUACAAUAUUGUUGUCUGUAACGCAAUUAGUGGAUGCCUGUAUUAGGUUACCAUCUUUUCAUUUGAACUAUUACAUUGAAGGUGCAUUUAUUGAUAUUAGCGCUUGAAGCAAAGAAAUGAUACAUCUAGACAUGUAAGGGGCAAAACAUUUCUAGCAUGACUUUGUUACCUAGAACUGGC